Drosophila pseudoobscura is the source of this 3552-nucleotide messenger RNA. RefSeq lists its product as uncharacterized. Bases 88 to 3552 code for a protein of 1154 amino acids. NCBI's taxonomy places the organism in Eukaryota, Metazoa, Arthropoda, Insecta, Diptera, Drosophilidae. The transcript has 2 exons. The record is from RefSeq and is a predicted model, not a curated record.
CUGCUGUUGAAUUGCGAAUGGUUGAAGCCAAGGAUUUCCAAGUUCUCAUUUCAUUCAAUUGCACAACGUCGAAGAGUAAGCUUUAGAAUGUGGCGACGGUUAUUUUCUAAACUCGUAAUUGCAAUCAGUUUGGUUGGUGCGCAGAGUGGGGUCUUGAGUAACAUCAUGAAAUCUCUAAAGAUGGAGCUGCCAUUUCGGUCAAUUCUCCUACUGCGAAAUGUGAAGGAUGCAGAUACCUGCUGGACCCGAGAGGACUUUGACCGAAACAUCCCCAUCUUAAACAUGAAUGCGAGCCAUUCCCUUUAUCUGACGAAGAUAUUCAACUCGGAGCUUCUGGCCGUGGUUUGCGAAAACCGCAGUGAAGGCGACACCAUAAAGGCUCUUUAUAGAAAUCUACAGGACAUUCGCUAUACUCCAACCAUUCUAGUGACACAAUCGAACACAAACCUAAGUGAUUUGUUCGAGGAUUGCCGCUCCCACAAGAUGCUCAAUGUGUUGGCUUUGAAGGACUCUGAUAAUAAAUUUGUCUACAGCUAUCGGGCCUUUCCUCAUCUGCAGGUGGUGAAGCGCCGAGUGGGCCACAUUCGUCGCUACUUUGAGCCCCAACUCAGGAACAUGGAGGGAUACCAGAUCAAGGUUCUACCUGACAAUGUAAUGCCUCGAACGGUCGUCUAUCGAGAUGCCCGGGGACGUCGUCAGAUGACGGGCUAUCUUGCGCACUUAAUACGGAUAUUUGUCAGCACAUUAAACGCCACUCUCGACAUCUGCUGGAAGUAUGUACCUGAGGAAGAAAGCAUUAGUAAAAUGACUAUGGAUAACCUGGCACAAGACGGAAUUGUGGACUUUCCUCUAGUCAUUGCCAGUCCCGACGAAUAUCCUAACUCAGAUAACAUUGUGAUGGAGAUCUCCAGUUGGUUUCUUAUACUGCCCAUGGAAGCAAACACUCCGCGGGCUCGUCUUUUCUACAGGAUUAAAUUAUACAGGCACAUUCCCAUAGUUAUACUACUGUCUCUGGUGCUCAGUAAUGCUCAGCGAGUGGAAGCUGGUUUGGGUCCUAGCGUCAGUUUAGGCAUAAUUUGGGACUAUGUCAUACGCGGAUUCCUGGCCCAACCCUUUGUGCUGCCCCAUGGACUCUCCCCGAGGCUGAUGUUUAUUUAUGGACUUCUGUUUUUGAACACCAUGCUCAUUGUCAACCUUUUAAAUGUCAAUCUUGAAUCGCUGCUUGUGCAUCCACCUGUCGAUAGUCAGAUUCUCAGUUUCCAGGACAUGCGAUUGCAGAAUUUAAAAAUUCUUGUUAUUCCGGCUGAUUUUAACUUCAUCAAGAAAAAUGUUGGUGAAGAAAAUUUUCAGAAAAUAUUGGAUAUCUUUGAAAUCAGCAACUCCACGAAAGUUUUCCAAGUGAAUCGCAUCUCCUUGAAUCCGGCUUAUGCAUAUCCGGUAACCCUUACACUAUGGCCACUUCUUCAGCUCUCACAGGCCAGGUUACCGCGAGCCAUCUUUCGCAGGUCUCGGGAAAUACAGUUUUCCCCGGUUAUCAUCCUAGCCCUGCCCCUUCCAAAGAACUCAAUUUAUGGCCAGACAUUUACCAAUUUUGUAGGCCAUUCCCGCGAAAGUGGACUAUAUAUGUACUGGUUCAGGCAGUCCUUCAAUGAGCUCAUUUUCCUAGACAAGAUUAACUACAUUAUUGACAAUAGCACCCAGCCCUAUCAAGAUCUUGUGUGGCAGGACUUUUUCUUCAUCUGGCUGGCGUAUAUUGGAGGCAUUUUGGGCAGUCUGCUGGUAUUCCUUGUCGAAGUUUUGUACUUCAAGUGUAUGCAAGGAGAACUUUCACUCAGUUUUGCUGAGGCACAGCGAGGGGCGUUGGUGAACACUUUGAAAGCUCUCCAGGUUGAGGUCUCCUUUCAGUCAGUGCUCCUGGUGCAGAACAAGGAUGACACCGAUACCUGCUGGACCACGGGGGAUCUGGACAUUGGUAUUCCCAUCCUAAACUUAGAUGCGAGGCAAAAUUUUAACCUGAAAAAAAGUUUUAACACGAAUAUGCUGGCCCUGGCUUGCUUGGGAGAGGGUAUUAUGAGCGCUUUGUAUGCAAAUCUUGAGGAGAUCCGCGAAACUCCGACCCUCCUUGUGGUGGCACAGGACACAAAUUUCAGCGCUCUAUUCGCAGAGUGUCGUUCGUACCACAUGCUCAAUGUCGUGGCUGUGUGGGGCGGCCGCGAUCGUGAGUUUAUCUACAGCUAUCGGGCCUUUCCGCACUUGGAAGUGGUCAGGCGUCGUCUGAGGGACAUCCGCCGGUACUUUGAGCCGCAGGUAAGAGAUCUCGCGGGUCACCCCAUCGGCGUCAUACCGUACAGCGUCUUGCCACGCACUUUGAUCUUUCGAGAUGCACAUGGAGAUCGUCAGAUAACUGGCUACCUCGUUCAGUUCUACAGAAACUUCGCCAGGAGCUUAAACACCACUCUGAGGUAUCUAUGGCACCUUAUGCCGCUGGACGAGAUGCCUGUUCAAGAUGUAGUACUGGCCACAGUAAAUGAAAGUCAUGUAGAUUUCCCACUCGUCCUUUCCAACCUCGACCCCGAGCCGUUCCUUGCCAGCAGUGUGUUGGAGGUUUCCAACUGGUUUCUCAUCCUCCCCGUGGAGCCAAAUGUGCCGCGCUCCAGUCUCUACUUUAGCCUCAGGGGAUGGCCCUCCUUUCUGGCCCUAAUGCUUCUUCUGGCCCUGCUGCUUGGCAAUGCCCAUCAUCUGGACUCGGGAAUGUCGCUCGCAUUGAGCUUCGGACACAUCUUCGGCGACCACGUGCUGAGGGCCAUCCUAGCCCAGUCGUUUGUGUGGCCGCGGCGGCUCUCCUUCAGUCGCACACUCCUCUACAUCCUGCUGAUGGUGGCAGGCCUCAUCAUCAGCACCUUCUACAGCGCCAAUCUGUCGACCCUGCUAGUCGAACCGCCAGCAGCCUAUCGGAUACGCAGCUUCGAGGACCUGCGCACAAACCGCGUCAAGAUACUUCUCUCUGAACAAGAGGUGCCCCUAAUGAACGCCACCAAUAACAAGAAUCUGCACGAGUACAAGGACACCUUUGAGAUAAUUCCGUCGACCGUUGAGUUUUUGGCCAAGCGGAGUGCGUUAAACAACUCCUAUGCCUAUCCCGUGACCAGCACCCUGUGGCCGUUUCUCCAGAUAAAGCAGUCCCACCUGCAGCGUCCGAUCUUUCGCCGAUCGCAAGAGAUAUUCUUCCUGGAGUUUAUGCCACUCACCGCUCCCAUGCAAAAGAAUUCUAUCUAUCGCAAGUUGUUCAACCAAUAUGUGGCCAACACCCACGCCAGCGGACUGUACGAGCUAUGGUUCAGGCAGUCCUUCAACAAGCUCGUUCGAAUGGGAAAGCUGAACUACAGUGAGGAGGCAGAUCACGAGACCUAUCACGAUCUCAUAUGGGAGGACUAUAUCUACAUAUGGCUCGUUUAUAUCGGAGGAACUGUCACCAGUUUGCUGGUGUUUAUACUGGAGCUAAUAUUCUUUGUGUUAAAACCAAACAAACCGAAAAUACUAGUCUCUUUAUAA